AUUUAAUGCUCUUGGCAGACUCAGCACGCACAAUCGAAUACCACAGUUCGGCAGCGAAAAGCUCUCACCGUCGAAAUCCACGGCUACAUCGGCACUUCCUUUCCCUGAGUAAAGAAACUACCUUUCCCAAGCGCGGCAUCCUGUGCCGGUCUGCCGCCUGCUCAGGAGUCUUUACAGUGUAAAUGUAAUAAUAACUAGGGACUUUGGUGUAUCCAGGGCCUAGAACAAGGUCUUUGUGCACCAAUAUUCGACUCCAUAUUAUCAUUGAUGCCAAGCCAGCUGUGCCGGAUGAGUCCCGCUCAGGCAAGUCCGAUUGAGUUGUUCAUUUUACCAACCCUAGGUAGGGAAGUAGGUAGGUAAGCCUCCAUCUUGGGCCUUGAUUGCUAGCCUUUCGAGCCGGGCUACAUGUGAAUGGGCCGUCCCCCUGGUUGCACCGAUACUUGCCGGAUAAAAGCCCCCAUCUCGCAGUCUGCUCUCUAUAAACUCUGAAGUUUUCAACUGGCCAUUUGUUUCCCACACUCAACCCCAGCUGCCAGCCCACCUCUGCUGUUUCCAACUCGUUUGCUUUUCAAACCAGUCGCCAGUCACAAUGGUGUCCGCUCGCUAUCUUAUCGGUGCCACGUUGGCCAUCGCCAGCGUGUCGGCCGUUGGCAUUCCCGAGUCUAAUGAAGUCCUGGAACAGGCAUCCCAUCUGCUCAAGCGUCAAGAACCCGGCACGCCUGCCUACAACUGCCACAAUACCUGUGGACAGGCUCUCCGCCAGGGUCGCUUCAGCGGCGACGCCUGUUGCUCCAACGACGUCUUCCUGACCAACUACAAGAACUGCCUCCAAUGCUCUGGCCCAGACAACCACAACAUCUGGACCUUUUAUGGCAACAGCGUCGGUAACUUUGGCAGGGCAUGCAGUCUCUCCACAACCCCCCUGUCCGGGAAGCAGCCCGACGUGCCCGAGGCCAUCCCCGCCGUCGAGACCGGCGCAGGCUCAACGUCCGCUACCGCAUCUUCGGCUGCUGCCUUGUCGACCGGCCCACGGGAGACGACCACAACCCCAGAACCUCCAUCGUCGGCCUCAAGCUCUUCGUCUGCGGCUACUACUAGCCCGGCCAGUGGCUCCUCUUCAGGUGGUGCUUCUGUCAGCGUAGGCGGCAGCUCGACUCCGCACGCCAAUGCUCCGACAUCAGCACCUUUGCCUGCUGGUGCCUCAGCUAUAACGAAGAACGGCAUGACCAUUCUGAGUUUGGCUGUGGCGGUUGUGGCUAUUGAAGCCCAGCUGUGGUGAAAUAUGAGUAAAAACUUUGGUGCGGUUGAAUAUGCAGCAUGGCAUGUCCUAGAAUUAAUGUAAACAAUAACAAACCCCUGCUCACAG
This is a messenger RNA of Pyricularia grisea, 1366 nucleotides long. RefSeq lists its product as uncharacterized. NCBI's taxonomy places the organism in Eukaryota, Fungi, Ascomycota, Sordariomycetes, Magnaporthales, Pyriculariaceae. The record is from RefSeq and is a predicted model, not a curated record. The transcript is spliced from 3 exons. Bases 590 to 1279 code for a protein of 229 amino acids.